Molecule: messenger RNA, 957 nt
Organism: Bombina bombina (fire-bellied toad)
Lineage: Eukaryota; Metazoa; Chordata; Amphibia; Anura; Bombinatoridae
Product: retinol dehydrogenase 8-like
Exons: 6
Coding region: 1-957 (318 amino acids)
Biological process (GO): estrogen biosynthetic process
Cellular component (GO): cytoplasm
Molecular function (GO): estradiol 17-beta-dehydrogenase [NAD(P)+] activity
Source: RefSeq, a predicted model, not a curated record
AUGGAGCCACGGAUAGUACUUAUUACAGGAUGCUCUUCAGGGAUUGGCUUAGCACUGGCUGUGAAACUCGCUAAUGAUGAGCAGCAGCGGUUUAAGGUCAUUGCUACCAUGCGAAACCUGGCAAAAAGAGGAGCCCUUGAAGUUGCAGCAGGAAAAGCUCUAAAUCGAAGCCUAGAGAUUAAGCAGCUGGAUGUCCGAUGUGAACAGUCUAUCCGAGAAUGCGUGGACAGCAUACCUCAGAGGCGCGUUGACAUUCUAAUUAAUAAUGCAGGUGUUGGGCUGAUUGGACCAAUUGAGAGCCAGUCCAUCGAGGAUAUGCAAGGGGUCUUUGACACCAACUUCUUUGGCGUGGUGAGGAUGAUCAAAGAGAUUCUGCCUGAUAUGAAAAAGAGAAAAUCUGGCCAUAUUGUUGUUAUCAGCAGUGUGAUGGGACUUCAAGGAAUCAUGUUUAAUGAUUUAUACGCUGCCUCCAAGUUUGCUGUUGAAGGAUUCUGUGAGAGUUUGGUUUUCCAGACCCUCAAAUUCAACAUUUUCUUAACACUGAUUGAGCCUGGUCCUGUGGUGACAGAGUUUGAGCUGAAAGUUUAUGAGGAUGCGCUCAAUGGAAAUUACUCUUCAAUAGAUCGUGAAACAGCAGAUAUCUUCACUAACUACUAUUUGAAGAACUAUAAAGCUGUAUUUUCCAGUCUGGGACAGACACCUGAAGAUAUUGCAGAGCACAUACAAAAUGUAAUCAGCAUGGAGAUACCUCCAUUCCGUCACCAGACGAACCAAGUCUACACCCCUCUAACUGCACUUAAAUAUGCAGAUCCUACUGGAGAGUUGACUACUGGUGUAUUCUACAAGCUGGUCUUCCAACAUGACACACUCAUGCACGCUUGCUUAAGGGCCAUCAAACUUCUACGUUGGAAGGCACAUAAAGUGCAGCAGGGAGCCAGGAUUUUGGGUUUCAUAUAG